GUCAGCAAAACUGGAGCGGAGGGCGCUGUUCUUGAUGAAGCUAAAAAUAUCAAUAAGUCUUUGUCUGCUUUAGGCAAUGUGAUAUCUGCCUUGGCAGAAGGAACUAAAACCCACGUUCCAUACCGAGACAGCAAAAUGACCCGAAUACUUCAGGAUUCCUUGGGUGGGAACUGCAGAACCACCAUCGUGAUAUGCUGUUCUCCUUCUGUGUUCAAUGAAGCAGAAACAAAGUCGACCCUGAUGUUCGGGCAGCGAGCUAAGACAAUUAAGAACACGGUCUCUGUGAAUCUGGAGCUGACCGCGGAGGAGUGGAAGAAAAAGUACGAGAAGGAGAAAGACAAAAACAAGAGCCUAAAGAAUGUUAUCCAGCAUCUAGAGCUGGAACUGAACAGGUGGAGAAACGGAGAAGCUGUGCCUGAAGAUGAACAGAUCAGUGCGAAGGACCAGAAGAACCUGGAGCCCUGUGAUAACACCCCGAUUAUUGACAACAUCACACCGGUUGUUGCCAGCAUCUCGACAGAGGAGAAGCAGAAAUACGAUGAGGAGAUUGCCAGUCUCUACAGACAGCUGGAUGAUAAGGAUGAUGAAAUCAACCAGCAGAGCCAGUUGGCUGAAAAACUAAAGCAACAGAUGUUGGAUCAAGAGGAGCUUUUGGCCUCCACUAGGAGAGAUUAUGAGAAGAUUCAAGAGGAGCUGACCCGUCUUCAGAUUGAGAACGAAGCAGCGAAAGAUGAAGUAAAAGAGGUCCUUCAAGCCCUGGAAGAAUUAGCUGUCAACUAUGACCAGAAAUCCCAAGAAGUGGAGGACAAAACAAGAGCCAACGAGCAGCUGGCUGAUGAGCUGGCACAGAAGAGUAGUGCCCUGACAGCAACCCAGAGGGAGCUGGGCCAGUUGCAGGAGCUCAGUAACCAUCAGAAGAAGAGAGCUACAGAAAUCUUGAACUUGCUGCUUAAGGACCUGGGAGAGAUUGGGGGAAUCAUUGGUACUAACGAUGUUAAAACAUUAGCAGAUGUGAACGGGGUGAUUGAGGAGGAGUUCACCAUGGCACGGCUUUACAUCAGCAAGAUGAAGUCUGAGGUGAAGUCUCUGGUGAACCGCAGCAAGCAGUUGGAGAGCGCCCAGAUAGACUCCAACAGGAAGAUGAACGCCAGCGAGAGGGAGCUUGCAGCUUGCCAGCUCCUCAUUUCACAACAUGAAGCAAAGAUCAAGUCCCUUACAGACUACAUGCAAAAUAUGGAGCAGAAGAGAAGGCAGCUGGAAGAGUCACAGGACUCUCUCAAUGAAGAACUUGCCAAGUUACGUGCUCAAGAAAAAAUGCACGAAGUCAGUUUCAAGGAUAAGGAGAAGGAGCAUCUGACCCGGCUUCAGGACGCAGAGGAGAUGAAGAAGGCACUGGAGCAGCAGAUGGAGAGCCACAGGGAAGCCCACCAGAAGCAGCUGUCCAGGCUGAGGGAUGAAAUUGAAGAGAAGCAGAAAAUAAUUGAUGAAAUCAGAGAUAUGAAUCAGAAGCUGCAACUGGAACAAGAUAAACUGAGUGCUGAUUAUGAUAAAUUAAAAAUUGAGGACCAGGAAAGAGAAAUGAAACUGGAAAAGCUCAUACUGCUUAAUGAUAAAAGGGAACAAGCAAGAGAAGAUCUUAAGGGGCUGGAGGAAACAGUGGCAAGAGAACUUCAGACUCUUCACAACCUGCGCAAACUGUUCGUGCAAGAUCUCACCACCCGCGUUAAAAAAAGCGUUGAACUUGACAGCGACGACGGAGGUGGAAGUGCUGCACAGAAGCAGAAAAUUUCCUUUCUUGAGAACAACCUGGAACAGCUUACGAAGGUUCACAAACAGUUGGUACGUGAUAAUGCAGAUCUUCGUUGUGAGCUUCCUAAGCUGGAAAAACGACUUAGAGCUACGGCAGAGAGAGUUAAGGCCCUGGAGAGCGCACUGAAGGAGGCCAAGGAGAACGCCAUGCGAGACCGCAAACGGUACCAGCAGGAGGUAGAUCGCAUUAAGGAGGCUGUGAGAGCCAAAAACAUGGCACGGAGAGCACACUCUGCUCAAAUUGCCAAGCCCAUCCGCCCUGGUCAUUACCCAGCGUCUUCUCCAACGGCUGUCCAUGCCAUCCGAGGGGGAGGGAUGUCAAACUCCAGCUACUAUCACACCACCAAAUAGACGAGAAGUCAAUUCCACUUAGCAUGUUAAGGACUGUCAUUAAGUCACUAGUUUCUUUUUUUCCCCUCUCUUCAACCUGAUCCACAUCCUAUUCAUCCUGCGCUUCCUACAGCCAUCUGCAAUGCGCUGGUCCCAGGUAUUUCGAGCUUCGUAGGAUCUCCGCGUGU
Messenger RNA from Aptenodytes forsteri (emperor penguin), 2327 nucleotides. RefSeq names its product kinesin heavy chain. Gene Ontology annotation, molecular function: betaine-homocysteine S-methyltransferase activity; microtubule binding; ATP binding. The record is from RefSeq and is a predicted model, not a curated record. The transcript is spliced from 18 exons. Lineage: Eukaryota; Metazoa; Chordata; Aves; Sphenisciformes; Spheniscidae. Gene Ontology annotation, biological process: microtubule-based movement. The annotation marks the transcript as partial.